GUAUUGUAGAUCUAUUUAUUCACGGCGGUAGGAUAUUUACUAAAACUCUGCCUGGUCUACCUUCUUUUUUCCUCUGUUGGAAGCCAUGAUGGAAGUUUGAGAGUUCAGCUGGGAGAGAAUCGCGAAAAGAUGAUUCCUCGGACGAAGCUAUUACAUAUUAUCCCUUGAAACAGUAACCGCUACAUAUUUUAUUUAAAACUAAGGUGGAGCCUGUCACUUUCCCUGCGUAUUUGUUCAAUUUAAGGACUAUGAUGAUCCGUCGCUAGGACGAUUUUGGAUAAGAAAGGGGCUGCUAGCUAGCCAUUGUUGCUAGCUAGAAAUGCUAGCCAGCUAGCUAGCUACGUCGUGAGUUGCCUGGGAAAGGGUUGUCCGAAUUUUCUGCGUUAGCAGCAAUGGAGAGGGUUCUCUCCUCUCGGUGGACCUAAUCACGGCGGCUGUAGCGGACUCAAAGACUUUGGCCGUGUCUAAUGCGUUCCGAUCAGGCUUGUCGAUUAUUGGAUAUCUUCUCACUUGGUGGGUCGCACGACAAAUUCCAGGAUUGGGAAAGUCGGGCCUGCUGUGGUGGAGCCGAGCAAGGCCCGUCUUUAUGAUCCAGAGGCCAUUCUAAUCCUAUUCACAACGACAACCACUGUGCUAGCCCCGCUAGCCCUGUCACCGUAAAGGAAGGAGCUGCAAAACCAGGAGAAGCAAGGGUGAUCGUGGGACAAAGCCAUUGCAAGAGGAAGCCAAUAUACAUUCACGUAAUUGAUAGAACCUGAAGGACUUUGCAAUGGCUGCAAUAAUCAAGGAAAUUGUAAGUCGAAACAAACGAAGGUAUCAAGAGGAUGGAUUCGAUUUGGACUUGACAUACAUAUAUCCGAAUAUCAUCGCCAUGGGUUUCCCAGCGGAAAGGUUGGAAGGAGUCUACAGAAAUAAUAUAGACGAUGUAGUCAGGUUUUUGGACUCAAAACACAAAAACCAUUACAAAAUAUAUAAUCUAUGUGCAGAACGACACUAUGAUACUGCCAAAUUCAACUGCAGAGUUGCACAAUACCCCUUUGAAGACCACAACCCCCCUCAGCUGGAGUUGAUCAAGCCGUUCUGCGAGGACCUCGACCAAUGGCUGAGCGAAGACGACAAUCAUGUGGCCGCCAUCCACUGCAAGGCAGGCAAAGGUCGCACGGGGGUCAUGAUUUGUGCCUAUCUGCUGCAUCGCAGGAAGUUUCAGGAGGCCCAAGAAGCCCUGGACUUCUACGGCGAAGUCAGGACCAGGGAUAAGAAGGGGGUGACCAUCCCCAGCCAGCGGCGGUACGUGUACUAUUACAGCUACCUGCUCAAGAAACAGCUGGAGUACCGGCCCGUCGCCCUCCUCUUUCACAAGAUGGUGUUCGAGACUGUGCCCAUGUUUGGCGGAGGAACAAACCGGGAAAGUACGGUAAAAAACAGGAGCGAACUCAACUCCCAGGGCUUCAAGAAAGGGAGCUGGCACUGGGACCCUCAGUUUGUCGUGUACCAGUUGAAGGUUAAGAUCCACACCUCCAACCCGGUGCACACCCGACGGGAAGAGAAGCACGUGUUCUUUGAGUUCCCGCAGCCUCUGCCCGUGUGUGGCGACAUUAAGGUGGAGUUCUUCCACAAGCAAAACAAGAUGAUGAAGAAGGACAAAAUGUUUCACUUCUGGGUGAACACCUACUUCAUCCCGGGACCGGAGGAGAGCGAGGAGCACGUGGAGAACGGGUCAGUGGUGAACGACGUCGGGGAGCUCCCGGCGCAACCCCCGAGCGCCCCCAUGGACCGAGGCGGAGCGGCCGACGGAGACCGGGACUACCUGAUCUUGUCCCUCUCCAAAAACGACCUGGACAAAGCCAACAAAGAUAAAGCCAACAGAUAUUUCUCACCCAACUUUAAGGUGAAGUUGUAUUUCACAAGGACAGCGGAGGAGCCGUCAAACUCUGAGGCCAGCACGUCCACCUCUGUCACUCCAGACGUGAGCGACAACGAGCCGGAUCACUACCGGUAUUCCGACACCACUGACUCCGACCCCGAGAACGAGCCUUUCGACGAGGAGCAGCACACACAGAUUACAAAAGUGUGAACUCAUAAAAAAAAAAACAAGAAAACGCAACAAGAAGACGAAAUACCAACCCACAACCGGAGAAAAAAAAAAAGGAGAAAACUUGAAAACUGAACUGAAGAAAGUACCUUUCCGCCCUCUCCCAAACGGCAAUAGAACAUUUGUGUCGCUUCAAAAGAAAACACGCCAUCAGUUAUAGAAGAAAGAAAAAAACAAAUAUCCUGACCAAUAUAUUGUUUUAUUUUAUUAUUACUAUAAUUAUUAUUUUAUGUGCGGAUAUUGACACAGUUGCCUGCUGGGGAAGGGGAGAAGGUCCUGUAGCUAUUCUGUGUACAUAAAAAAAAACAAAAGAAAAUCCCUUUUUGUGUCAAAGACAACAAAAUGCGUUGAAAAAUCAAGGCAAUCAGGAGAGGGAGGGAGAGGAGGGAUGGACACAGGACCCUCUCUCUCUCCUGUCCACACCAAGGCCAGUGCUGCAAUCACUUUUUUUUUUUUUCCUCUCUCUCUUCUCUCCUCCCCUCUCCCCCCUUCCUCUCCUUAUCUCCUCCUCUUCCUCCUCCUCCUCCCUUGCUCCCUCCCUCCCUCUUUACUGUGAAUGCUUCUUGUGCUGUCUGCAGGCUGCGUCCUCUGAACCCAGUGCAGUGGACAGUCCGUUGGUUCAGGUUGGGCCAGCCUGCGUAAAGGAGGCUAAGGUGUGUUGGCAACGCCAUCCUCCCCCCACCCCCCCCCCCUCCCCCACUGUGUAUAACGUUAAAUUAUGCAGAAAAAAAAGAAAAGAAAAAAAGGCAUCCCAUGUAAUUGUCAAUGUUUUUUUUAUCCUAAGAUAAUAAAAAAUCUAAUACACGAAACA
Messenger RNA from Clupea harengus (Atlantic herring), 2903 nucleotides. Its product is annotated as phosphatidylinositol 3,4,5-trisphosphate 3-phosphatase and dual-specificity protein phosphatase PTEN. Lineage: Eukaryota; Metazoa; Chordata; Actinopteri; Clupeiformes; Clupeidae. Gene Ontology annotation, molecular function: phosphatidylinositol-3,4,5-trisphosphate 3-phosphatase activity; protein tyrosine phosphatase activity; phosphatidylinositol-3,4-bisphosphate 3-phosphatase activity. Gene Ontology annotation, cellular component: cytosol; nucleus; cell projection. Gene Ontology annotation, biological process: phosphatidylinositol 3-kinase/protein kinase B signal transduction; negative regulation of cell population proliferation; phosphatidylinositol dephosphorylation. The record is from RefSeq and is a predicted model, not a curated record.